Fibroporia radiculosa is the source of this 513-nucleotide messenger RNA. RefSeq lists its product as uncharacterized. The record is from RefSeq and is a predicted model, not a curated record. The transcript is spliced from 3 exons. NCBI's taxonomy places the organism in Eukaryota, Fungi, Basidiomycota, Agaricomycetes, Polyporales, Fibroporiaceae. The coding region runs from base 1 to 513 and encodes 170 amino acids.
AUGCCUAAGGCUGGCAAACCCGAUACCCGUCGCCCGCUUCCCCGACGAAUUCCCGCGGAAGAAAAGCGCAACGAGUAUCGAAAGGAAGUGCUGUGCUUACCCGGACCAAUCGAACUUUGGCUGGCCGAGGCCAUUGUCCAUGAGCCUGACAAUACAUGUUCGCAUUCAUAUCCUGAACACCCGGAUGAAGUCUGGUGCUUCGUGGAAAUGCAACAUUUCAAGGCGCCAGACAGCGACAACAAUUUCUGCGAUGGCGACACCUAUAUUCUAUAUUUUACCUAUUCCGGCCCCAGGGAGUCCAGCGGUCCCUUGAUCCUUGAUAAAUAUGAGGGGUGGUCUGAAAGCCUCGAUGCACCCAACUGGUCAAGGUGGCCUGAGGGGCACAGAUUCAGCAUUCGCCAGCACAUAUCAAAGGUACCUCUAUGUAUUCGUGCAGUGCUGUGGGCUGACAGGAUAUCGUCGGUGGUGAACAAGGUGGAAACGAUUCGGCUCGACCAUCUGGAGGUAACAUAG